Seminavis robusta is the source of this 554-nucleotide messenger RNA. The record is from the annotation of a GenBank genome assembly. NCBI's taxonomy places the organism in Eukaryota, Bacillariophyta, Bacillariophyceae, Naviculales, Naviculaceae.
CCUCUCUCCUGUACAGCGUGUUAAAAUUUGCUGCAAAAUGCAAAGCUGCUCACCUCACAAUUUUUCUUCCAACCGAAGCUACAGAAAUCAAACAAGAAAGAUCCACAAUGACUGACACUGACAAUUCCAGCAACUGGCAGAAGUGGGCGGCAUCUAAGGGUGGGCUCCUGGAAGAACCCCAAGAUCUAUUGGUUUCUGGCCCCAUCGAUGAGGAGACCAUGAAGCACAUGCAGCUGCCUCGACUGGAGGACGGUGAAGAUGGUGGAGAUAUCCGUUCCCAACUUAAGGCUUUAUUCUCUGCCAACCAAUCCCACGAGGAGCACAACAAGUCAGAGGACUCAGUUGUACCGCCACCGCCUCUCCUCCUUCGACGAGGAAGAACAGCGUCUCCACCAGCACUUGAUAGAUCAGAUUCAAUGGCGCCAUUUCUGCUAAAAAGGUCACGAGCAGCUCUUGAAGGACUUGACCGUCUCUAAACGUUUACCGAAAAUGAUGGGAUUGUCUUUCAUAUGGACAGUAAUGAUGAUUAGUAGACUGCAUUGAUUUAUAUUUUC